GCUCUGACACUCCUUCCACAUUUACCCAUUCACACGCUGAUGGAGGGAGCUGCCAUGCAAGGCGCUAACCAGCACCCAUCAGGAGCAAGGGUGAAGUGUCUUGCUCAGGACACAACGGACGUGACGAGGUUUUCCAAGUUUCCUGCCAGUUUUCCACUUGUGGUCGAUUAUUUACCAGGUUUGUUUAUGCCAAACAGAGGAGAGCGCCACGGACUACUCCCUCGCCACCUCCGACUACGACGACUUUCCACAGCUUUGUGAGAAAGACCACAACCAGCAGUUCCGCCUGUGGUUUAUGUCUCCUUUCUUCACCGCCAUCAGCUGCACGGGACUGUUGGGGAACCUCCUGGUCAUCCUCACCUUCGUCUACUUCAACCGCCUCAAGACCAUGACGGACGUGUACCUGCUCAACUUGGCCUUUGCAGAUCUGCUCUUCGCGCUGUUGCUGCCCUUCUGGGCAGCCAGCUACGUUGCAGAGUGGCCGUUGGGCGUCGCCAUGUGCAAGACGAUGCACACGUUUUCCAAGCUCACGUCUUACAGCAGCAUGUUCCUGCUCUGCCUGAUCAGCGUGGACCGCUACUUUGCCAUCGCCAAGGCUGUUUCCGCCCGACGACUGCGCUCCCGGACUGUCUUCGUCAGCAAGGUGUCGUCCGUUGUAGUCUGGAUCACAGCUCUGAUCAGUUCCAUACCAGAAAUGAAAUACACAACAGUCGCCAACAACAUCUGCACUCCUUUCACCAGUUUGUCUGACCCGCUUCGCGUCGGCAUCCAGACCAGCCAGAUUGUUCUCGCCUUCGCGCUCCCGUUGUUUGUCAUGAGCUUCUGUUACAGUAAAAUCGUGCAGACGCUUUGUCAGACUCAAAACUUUGAGCGCAACAAGGCCGUCAAAGUCAUCCUCGUUGUCGUCGUGGUCUUCGUGGUCUGUCAGGUGCCGUACAACGUUGCCUUGUUCUGGGCCACCGUCUUCGCAGCCAACGGAGGAACUUCGGACUGCGCAUACGAAAACAACCUUGUCUAUGCGACUGACAUCACUCAGUGCGUGGCCUUCCUUCGCUGCGCCCUCAACCCUUUCGUGUACGCCUUUGUCGGGGUUAAAUUCCGCCAUGACCUCCUGAGGCUAAUGAGGAAAUUGGGUUGCGUGAGUCAGGAGAGGUUCCUCAGGUACACGUGUGGCAGGAGAAAUAUCCCCGGUGCCUUAGACACAGACACCACCACCACAUUCUCGCUAUGAGAAACUUAAGCCAUAGACCACACAACUGCAAUACUUCCCAACUGCUGAGGGUUCGCUUUGUGUGUAAUCUUCCAUUACUUCCUUUUAUUUUGUUCCAUUUUGUCCUGUUUUGGAUUGAACGCAUUUCCUUUACUCCUUUUUGAGUCUACAGGGUGCAGCUCUUACACUUGAUUUCCUGUGGUGUGCAAUCGCACCGCCAUCUGCCUUCCUUCAAUCCCCAUACCGUCAUGUCGCCGACUGCUACAAGAUCUCUCUAAUCCGCGCAUAAUCGAGUGGUAAAGUAAAUGUUGGAAUAAACCCCACAGAACGUCUCGAGCUUUGCCGUUUGUCCCUCAAUACUCGUAUUGACUUGAUUUGCGAAAAGGACGACAGUUUCUCCUUGCAGAACGACAACUUUAUCAAGUGCAAUUGCGGUCUUGUCAUCCGAAACAUCAGUUUUAUAUUCCCCCUUCCUGUCUCUCUGUGUGUGUGUGCUAAGUCAGGAGAGCACAUCCUGACCAUAAAAGGCACUGGACACCCCACACCCCCUAUUGUUUAUCUAUAUCUCACCUUUUUUGAAAAGGGCACUGGAAGUUGGCAGACCCGUCAGCGAUCCUGUUCUGUCUCCCUGUACUGUUUGAUUCUGCUCUGUCUGUCUGUAAUGUUUUUCUGAUCUUGAAUGGGAUUGCGCUGAAAAUUUUAAUUUCCCCUUGGGGAUUAAUAAAGUAUUUCUGAUUCCGA
Nerophis ophidion (straightnose pipefish) is the source of this 1951-nucleotide messenger RNA. RefSeq names its product chemokine (C-C motif) receptor 7 (gene ccr7). Gene Ontology annotation, cellular component: membrane. Gene Ontology annotation, biological process: inflammatory response; G protein-coupled receptor signaling pathway; immune response. NCBI's taxonomy places the organism in Eukaryota, Metazoa, Chordata, Actinopteri, Syngnathiformes, Syngnathidae. The record is from RefSeq and is a predicted model, not a curated record. The transcript has 3 exons. The coding region runs from base 296 to 1231 and encodes 311 amino acids. Gene Ontology annotation, molecular function: chemokine (C-C motif) ligand 21 binding; chemokine (C-C motif) ligand 19 binding; C-C motif chemokine 19 receptor activity.